GUCGCAGGAUCGAUGCAGCCUGGUGGACGGGUUUGAUUACUUCUCCCUGUGUAUUUACUCCGGACUAGCCGAGGAACAAGCCGGAUCAUGAGUGCGUGAUAAAAGGGCGAGAAGAGAGUGCGCGGAGGCGGGCUGGACUGUCAGCAUGACCAACGUAUAUUCUUUCGACGGGCUCCUGGUUUUUGGCUUGCUUUUUAUAUGCACUUGUGCAUAUUUAAAGAAAGUUCCACGUCUGAAUAAAUGGUUACUUUCUGAAAAGAAAGGGGUGUGGGGUGUAUUUUACAAAGCUGCAGUAAUAGGAACAAGGCUUCAUGUACCAGUUGCACUCUCUUGCCUUGUCACAGGUGUUUAUGUUCUGUUUAUUAAAUAACACCAGCAGUCCAAAGUUGACCUUGACUCUGAAUGGAACGAUAUAUUUUGCAAGAUCACUCAACGAGGAUUAAGAUCAGAAGAUGUUUUCUUUCUAUAGAAGAACUGAACACCUCAUCACUACUCUCAUGAACUGUCCUGGAGGUGCUUGGAAGAAAUACUGGCCAAUGGAGUUAAGUGCUGGUGUAUGUACAUGGCCUAUAUUAAAUCUGACCCUGAAUUUCGUAGUGUAUGCACACAUAACAACUUGUCUCACUUAAAAAUGUCAUGAAGGAUACAUCAGCUAAUUAAAAGGAUGUUUGAUUAUUCCAGUUUUAAAGCUAGUCUUUAUGUUGUUUGGUAACCUUGUUAAAUUUUUAAUUGAACCAUCUGAAUUAUUUUGGUUUCUAGAUUUAAUACCAAGUGUCCAUAUUUAAUUGAAAGUCUGUUUUGACUUCCUUUGGCUAAGAUAUUGAGAUUGUUGUACCUUGGUCGAGUUGACUGCAUCUGUCUUCCUAAAAUGAUGUGUAUUAUAGGUUAAUAAUAAAGUUAAUGCUGUAUUGAGAA
This is a messenger RNA of Mobula hypostoma (lesser devil ray), 915 nucleotides long. It is a transcript of the gene tmem167b, whose product is annotated as transmembrane protein 167B. The transcript has 3 exons. NCBI's taxonomy places the organism in Eukaryota, Metazoa, Chordata, Chondrichthyes, Myliobatiformes, Myliobatidae. The record is from RefSeq and is a predicted model, not a curated record. Bases 146 to 370 code for a protein of 74 amino acids.